This is a messenger RNA of Clupea harengus (Atlantic herring), 2618 nucleotides long. RefSeq names its product gremlin 2, DAN family BMP antagonist a (gene grem2a). Gene Ontology annotation, molecular function: BMP binding; receptor ligand activity. Lineage: Eukaryota; Metazoa; Chordata; Actinopteri; Clupeiformes; Clupeidae. The record is from RefSeq and is a predicted model, not a curated record. Gene Ontology annotation, biological process: animal organ morphogenesis.
GUGAGACACACAGGAGAAGUGCAGGGACUCUUACUUUUCAUUCACUUUGAAAUUUCUAGUUGGUGUCCCUGUGAGUGUGAGGAUGUGUGCAUUUGUGUGUAAGAUAAAGACAGAGGGACAAGCAGAAAGGCAGCUAAAAGCACAAAUGAAUAGGUAUGUUACAUAAAGUAAUCAGAAGGAAUUAGCACUUGAGUGUGUUGAAGUGCUUCAUUCAGACGAAAGAGUAAAAGAGUCAUAAUCGAGGAACAGAAAUGGAGAGACUUGAAGUUUGAACACAGAGAGAGAAAAGAAAAGGUAAAACAAGAUGUGGAAUGUUUCACACGCAUCCCUUUGUUGUCAGUGGGGAGUGUGAGAGAGAAGGAGACCUGCAUACGUGAAUCAAAGUGAGAAAGGUUUGGUGAAUUUGAAAAGAGUAUUAGCAGAAGUCAGAGUGGUGCCAGAGGGAGGGUUGAAGGAGGUCUGGAAACAGAAAGAGAGGAGGGGGAAAGGGUGGAACAGAGGUACUGUAAGAAGGAGAGGGGGAAGAGAGGGGAGAAGGAGAGACAGAAGGAGGCAGAGAAAGACAGAGUGAAGGAACACAGAGAGCAAGUGACAGAGAAACAGAAGAGCAGAGAGAGAGAAAGCAGUAUCAUGCUAGUGCAUUGGCUCUCUUUUAAAGGAAUUCCCCUGCGGUGAUGUCUGAAAGGCGACGAGUGGAUGUCGAGGUGACACCCAAGGCUGAGUGAUCCAGACAGGAUUGCACACCAGGGAAACAGCUCAGAGACGCGCGCGGCCGCUCCAGACAUGACAGCUCAUCCAUUUGGAAAUUAAACACAAAGUGACAGGGGAACAAAUUGAGGACCUCCAGCCAAAGGGGGAGGACCCAGUGGGACUGCUGGCCUCUCUCAUCUCGUCUUUCCUCUCUUUCUCUCUCUCUCUCUCUCUCUCUCUGUUACUCAUCCUCUUCUGCCCCAACUGCCCCCAUGGCAGCCAAUAUCUGCCCCUCUCCAGGAGCCAGCCACUGGAACAGCCACUCAUCUGACCUCUAACCUCCACGUAACCUCUCACCUAAUCCCGACUCCAGAGCCCUCAGCAGUCCCCUCACCUCGGACACGGACUCAGUAGAAUGUUCUGGAAGCUGGCCUUACCCAUGCUGCUGGCAUGGAGCCUGUGCAUCACAGCGGACUGUAAGAAGGCCCGGGGCCCCCAGGGCUCCAUCCCGUCUCCGUACAAGCUGAAGGACAACAGCCUGUUGGUGCCCCAGCCCCCGGCGCUGCUGCAGCCCAUGGGGAAGCCGGAGGUGCUGGCGUCCAGCCGCGAGGCCCUGGUGGUCACCGAGAGGAAGUACCUGCGCAGCGACUGGUGCAAGACGCAGCCGCUGCGGCAGACGGUCAGCGAGGAGGGCUGCGUGAGCCGCACGGUGGUCAACCGCUUCUGCUACGGCCAGUGCAACUCCUUCUACAUCCCGCGCCACAUCCACACGCCCUCCUCCUCCUCCUCUUCUACAUCCGGCUCGCGCCAGCAUCGCCAGAGGCGCAAGCAGCCCGCGCAUGGAGCCUCCUUCCAGUCCUGCGCCUUCUGCCGGCCACACCGGGUCACCACGGUGACGCUGCGCCUGCACUGCCCGGGCCUGGACCCGCCGUUCCGCCACAGGAAGGUCCAGCGUGUCAAACAGUGCCGCUGCGUGUCCGUCAGCGUCAACGACACACAGUGAGGCGGGGGGCGGGGGAAGUAAAGCUGCCCCAGUGCUCGGAGGAACACCAGUGUGGAACAUGUAGGGGGGUAUUUCUCUGUUGCAUGGGGACAUUUAAUGCUUACCUGGUUCUAUAGGAAGUACUGUAUGGACCCAUUUCCUGUUUCCAUGGAGCAUUUUUUCACACAAGAUGGGCAUUACUGGGCAGAACUCAUCCACAGGACAGUGCCUUGUCUGGUCACCUCUCUGUGCUCGUCUUAUUUAAUCCCGCUGGUUGAAUCUGCCGUCACCAACUCACCCCAGGGUUGGGACCUCUCUUGUUUAGGACAAAUGUUUUGAUUGUUUUGAACUUCGCCUGUAGGGGACAGAGUGUACAGAGGAGUGCUCUGAACUCUGACCUCUUCUUGACCGGAGGUCAACUGUCUCUUGAACCUUACCCUCUCCCCCUCCCUGGCCUGAAUCCAAACCCUCUUACUGAGGCGCUGCAGAUAAGACGAAUCCCCAGAGUCUAGCCCCCCCCCCCUCCCCCUCAGGCCCCCUGCACGACUGCUGCAGCUCCGAGACAAGACUUCAACAUGAGCCAUAACCAUAGAGGAGGAUGGAGAACUAAACAAUAGAACUAAGACUGUGACACAAAGGCUACAGAACUGUCUCUCCACCAAUGGCAUUUCAGUGCAGUGUGUGUGUGUAGCCAAUAAGGUUGGAGAUUGCUAAGAUGUCUGUUGAAAGCCACUACAGGAUGUCUUCACCACAUGUACCUUCUUUUUUUUUGUACCACAGAAAUAUUUAACAAGAGUAUCCUGAUAGAUAAAGGAAUUUAUAUAUGAUAAAGGUACUGAAUAAUUUUAAAUAUAUAUGUUCAAAGUUUAAAAUAUUAUUAUAUAAUAAAUCUAUUCUACAAUAUGCUGAAGAGAUGUUUGUUUUCACUCAUGCAAGAGAUUCCCCA